AUAGUAGUUAAAGUUUAUUCCAAUACCAUAUAUUUGUUCUCUCUUUCUACAACAACAAACUACUGUGCGUCUUUCUUUAGAGUAAAUCUGAGUUGGAAUAUCACUUCGAACAUGAUUAACUGACAAAUUUAAAUGUCAUAUUGGUUUUUAAAUAUUUAAUUUGAUGUUUGGAGUUUGGAUAACAACUACUACAGUUUAUUAUUAUUUUCAUAUUAUUCAUUACUUCUUCUGAUAGUUUGUGCAAUGUGUACCACAGUAAAUAAUAAUAAAGCUCCAAACCUUUAUGAAGAAUGCUCAAAAGGAAACUUUGAAAACACUUUGCUGUAUAUUGAGAAAAACUUGGAUCAACCACGCAUCAAUAGUAAAAAAGCUAUUUCGUUUAUUACCAAUUGUUGUCAAGCCUGUAUUCACCAUCAAAACAAUGUAUCUGAAGAGGACUUGUAUGCAAUAUUAACUAGUCUAUUAAAAAUUUUAAACAAUUUGGAAGAAAAAGAGAAAUCCAGCUAUGUCAAAUGCAUGUUUUAUUUCGUUAAGUUUUUCUGUAGUAAGGGAAAGAAAGAAAUUAUUGUUAAGAUGGAAGAUAUAAUAAUACCAAAGUUCUUGCUCCCAAAAGAUAUGCAAAACCACGUUGACAUAUAUCACUACAUCGCCACAAUUCUCUACAAUCUAUUAGUAGGAAACUCUGCAGUAACUGUCUUUGAUAAGGUCUCAUACAAAAUCUGCUCCCUUAUUUUGAAAAUAUGCACAGCUUGCUUAGAUGCAACCAAAACUAUUCAAUUGUCAUCUAACUGCUUUACAAUUUUAACCAGUAUGGAUGCACCCGUGGAUCAUAUGAUGGAUUUUUAUCAAAAAUUGUUGGACUGUCUUGCAAAACACUCCACUGAUAAUGAAAAGGGUGCUGUUACGCUCGUUUUGAAAUUUACUUAUGAGAUAUUUUAUCUGUAUAUAAGCUCACAGGACUUCGAAAAAGCAGAAAUGUUUAUUGCUUUAUCCCACGAUAAAUUCAAAAACAUGUCUAAUAUUUCAGAGUAUUUAGAAUUAUUUGAAGUUUUAAGAGUAUUUGUUAUAUACUCACCUUUACAGAAGAAUGACACAGAUUUCGAAAUAAAAAAGUAUAUAGAAACUUUGAAAGCUUUUAAAAAAAGAGUUAACUAUAAAAAAGAUUUUGUUGAAUAUCUAGGAAAGAUUAUAUGCAGUUCUAUAAAUUAUUAUUUUAAUAUUAAUUCUGCUGAAUGGCUGAGUUUAACUGAAAACGCCCAGUUGCAAUAUUUUACAUUUUUUAGUGAAUACAAUUCAUUGUUGAUUUCUUUAGAAGGCCAAGUUGAUCCAUGCAAAAAUAUAUAUAAGAGUAUAAAAUAUUCCGAAUAUAUUCUGCAUUUGAUGAAAAAUACAACUAAAAAUAAAGAAGUUAGCUUGGAAUAUCAUCAAACUUGUAUAAAGUCGGUGAAAACAUUUUUGAAUGCGAUUGAAGUGCUCAAGAAACAUAACAUAGAUACUUGGAAACCAGCUUGGAAUAGCUUUUCUAUCACUAUUUACAAUAUUUGUGUACACUUGGGAUUUCACACAGAGAAAUGUCUGAACCAAGUUGCUUUAAAGUAUCUCGACUUAUUAUUGAAGUAUUUUCUUAUCUUAGAAGAAAACACUGAUGAACUAAUAAUCAGAUACGAGGUUUUGGAAUCAACUUUUAGUACCAUUCUUUAUGUAUACACUAAUGAUGUUAAACAGCAAUUAUUCUUCAUUGCAUUGGCUAUAUUUUUAUGCAGGAGAAGCAGGAAGAUGUUUGUGAAAAAAUGGAUAGGAUUAAAAUACAGUCUUAGAGAAAAACCAGAAAAUACUGAAGAUAUGAAAGCAAUGACUCUACUCUCUGCUUUGGAUGCAAUACAAAAAGUCUUACCCGACUUAAAAUUAGAUAAUUCAGAUAAGAUAUUCCUGUUAAACUUUGAGCUAGAGUCCUAUAAGGAGAAGUGGAAUUCUGUCAUUCCUAUGAUGUCAACAAUAAAGCAUUUAAGACAAAUAAGUCCCACAGAUUGCUUUACUAACACUAUAGUGAAGUUAUUUGUCGAUAGUGGUUUAUUAAAACAUGAAGAUUUUCACACUAUUGUAGGAGAUCUUCUACAAAGUUGCAAAAACACACAGAAUGGUACAAUUAAUUCUCAAAUUAACUUAGGUAUCUUAUAUUUUGCUUACUACAAGAGUUGUCAUAGGCAGAUCGUCAAGAAGAAUGAAAUAGAUAUGGAAAGAGUAGCUUCAAUAGAGCCUCUAACAAAUGAUUUCGAUCCCGCAGAUCCAACAAAUUCAAAUAAUGAAUAUGAUAUAUUAUCCAGUUACGAAAGCUUGAAUUUGGAAGUGUUUAAAGAGGUUUUUAACAAUUUAGAGCAUUCGCUGGAGGUUUUUACAUCGUUGGUAACAAAACUAACAACUGAUUUGGAACAUGUGACGAUCACACAAAUAUUUAAUGUACUUUUAGAGAUAUCAUCCGAAUUUAGACUUCUUUGUUUCAAUGUAAAGUCUGUACAGGCUUUGGAGUUGGCUCUGUACCUUGCCCAGUUGCAGAACAAUGCUCCUAGUACCAUAAAAACUAUUGGAUUAAUUAUAGAACAAACUGACACAAAAAAUCAUCUUAUGGAAAUUGCAGAUAAGUUGAUAGAAGAUAAAACUUUCUCAAAAUCAGACAAUUUGGAAGUUUGUAUUAUGUACUACAUAAGUAAGAGCAAAGUUUUGUUAUACAAAGACACGAAGAACUCGCAUGAAAAUUACGUGAAAGCUAAAGAGUUGUUUGAGCAAGUUCAAGACAACAAUAAUUUUGCUGUUAUGAAGUGUCAGUUCCUUCUCUUGGCUUCUAAAUUCAGUAUGUUGCCUUGUAAUUUAAGGGUGGAACCACAUAGCAGUAGUUUGCUAAUAAAUACCUAUUCAGCUGCAGAAGUAAUGAUUGAAGAAUACAAAAAUCUUACAUUUGACGACCCCUACGUAUUACUGAUGUUGAUCCAAGCGAAAAAAGAACUUGUUGAACUCAACCAUUUUUUGAAAUGUCCAAGAGAAGUACAGUACUACGGGAAAAGUAUUCUCAUUCUAAUGCAAAAAUUGGUUUUACCUCUACCUACAGUGUCUUAUCUUGUAUACCUAGCUCAUGCAGAUCUGUGUUUGGAAAAGCAAGAUAGUUGUUAUGUGAAAGUUAGAGACAUUACCACUAUUUUGAACAUUAAAUCUAAAAGUAGUGGAAAAAAGUUUUAUAAAAAGUAUUCACCUUCGUCUCCCUCUUUUGCUGAGGACGCAUUUCAGGGCCCAUCUACUAUGAAGCAUAAAAGUUCCUGUGAUUGCUACUAUUGUGCCUGCUACGAGUACCAGUAUCUGGUAUUAGAGAAAGCUAGACUUAGUGCCUUAAUUAACGUGAAAGAUAACAAUUUGGCAGCUGCUCAGGAUGUCUUUCAAAGUGCCUUAGAUUUCUACGAUAACUACGUUAAGAAAUAUUCGACAAAUCGACAUCAAGUACCUGAUUUUUUGCCUUCUUACGGAUAUUUACUCCUAAACUAUAGUAGCCACUUCUGGAGGUCAAAAAAUAAGCCACAAGCUUUGAAUUGGAACACAACUUUAUUGUCUUUAUUAGCUAGUAAGAAAUUACAAUAUAUACACUUAUAUAGUGAAGCUUGGGCUCAGAAAUUGGCAUAUCUCACUGUAAACAUAAUUCCUGAACCAACUCCGACGCUCAAGGAACAAAUGGAGCGUUUACAAGUUUCCAGUGAGGUAGUACUACCAAAAACUCCGGAAAGUAGACAGAGCAAAGUGUCGAUCAUUGUUGACCGUUCAAAUUUGGAAUCAGUUCAAAAACUUCAAGUGGUAAAACGUUUGCCAUUCAGUUUUGCUUCACCAGAACCGCCGAAAAAUAAUAAGCCAGUCAGAGUGAUGGAAAAGACGCCGGCACCUAAGAUACAAAUUUAUACAGAGGCUUCAGAAAAAAAGACGCGACGAAAGGCCGUGUCAAAAGUACCACCCGUAUUAACAUCUUCAGAGAAUAUACCCGAUUCAACACAAACAGCUCCUAGUAGUGCUUUGAAGUCUCGUACGAAGUUAUUAACAGCUAAAAUAAAACAAAAAUCCAAAAUACCUGACGCCUUAGCAAGCGAUUUAGAAGAUGAGGAAGUUGCUGUAGUUAGUACGAGAAGUCAGGCCAGAAAGAAUUUGUUAAAGGAAAUGUGUGCUCCUGAUCCUGACACGAGGACAAGAAGUACUGGUGCUGUGAGGAAGACUCGCCAAAAAUAAUGCGGGGGCAACUUUUAGCUCAAUUUUUAAUGUGAUCUUUUAGUAUAUUUAUACAGUUCUGUAGAUUGUAUAUGUUUGCAAAAAAUUGUUAUUUAAUUAAAACAAAUGAUGUAGAUAGAUAUAUUUUUUCUAAUGUUGUAAGUACAAAUAAUAAAGAAAUGUCUCGGUAAAA
Diabrotica virgifera virgifera (western corn rootworm) is the source of this 4429-nucleotide messenger RNA. RefSeq lists its product as uncharacterized. The transcript has 3 exons. Lineage: Eukaryota; Metazoa; Arthropoda; Insecta; Coleoptera; Chrysomelidae. The coding region runs from base 244 to 4257 and encodes 1337 amino acids. The record is from RefSeq and is a predicted model, not a curated record.